Aspergillus nomiae NRRL 13137 is the source of this 2877-nucleotide messenger RNA. Its product is annotated as putative AP-3 complex subunit delta. The record is from RefSeq and is a predicted model, not a curated record. Lineage: Eukaryota; Fungi; Ascomycota; Eurotiomycetes; Eurotiales; Aspergillaceae. Gene Ontology annotation, cellular component: AP-3 adaptor complex; membrane coat; endosome membrane. Bases 1 to 2877 code for a protein of 958 amino acids. Gene Ontology annotation, biological process: Golgi to vacuole transport; protein targeting to vacuole. The transcript has 7 exons.
AUGGCCUCUCAUCCUGUGUACCCGGCCAUAGGAGCUGAGUUCCCAUUCUGGUUUGAGAAAUCUCUUUAUGACCUUAUAAAAGGUUUGAGGAAUCACAAGGGGUCAGAGGAGGACUACAUACAAGACAGUCUUCGAGAGUGUAAGGCUGAGAUCAAGUCUCAGGAUAUGGACAAGAAAGCUACAGCUCUACUGAAACUGAUCUACUUGGAAAUGUUUGGGUAUGACAUGUCCUGGGCUUCGUUCCAUGUACUGGAAGUCAUGUCAUCUACCAGGUACCUGCAGAAGAGAGCUGGCUACCUUGCAGCAGUACAGAGCUUUAGACCAGAUACUGAAGUCCUAAUGUUGGCUACAAACCUACUAAAAAAGGAUUUGGUGUCGCCUAGUAUCCCAAACAUGUCCCUCCCUUUGAUUACAUUGCCAAACAUUAUCACACCUUCACUUGCAAUGUCUUUGCUUCCAGAUGUUCUGUCCCGCAUUUCUCACUCACAUGCUGUGGCUCGUAAGAAAGCUGUUGUGUGCCUUUAUAGACUUGCCCUGGUUUAUCCCGAAGCGCUAAAAUUGGCAUGGCCCAAAAUUAAGGACCGCCUCAUGGAUGAUGAAGAAGAUAGCAGCGUCACCACAGCGGUGAUUAACGUUUUCGCAACAUUGACACCCAUAGAACCACGAUUAACACGAAAACUUAUCCGGCCAUUGAUCAACAUAAUACAAACAACAACUGCCAUGUCAUUGCUGUAUGAGUGUAUCAACGGCAUAGUUCAGGGCGGUAUUCUUGAUGGCGAGGAAGGGCUGGAAGAAAAAAACGAGAUUGCAAGUCUCUGUCUCGGAAAGCUCCGAGGCAUGGUGGUCACAGAGUCCGAUCCCAAUUUAAAAUAUGUUGCUCUCCUUGCCUUCAACAGAAUUGUGAUGUCUCACCCCGUCUUGGUGUCAGCUCAUCAGGAUGUUAUCAUGGAUUGUUUGGAGGAUCCGGACAUUUCAAUUCGACUGCGAGCCCUUGACCUCGUGACUCGAAUGGUAACAAGCGAUACGCUCCAGCCAGUGGUAAAUCGGCUUGUUGAUCAACUUUUUAAUGCCGGUCAAGUCACCAAAAGCACUCUUGUAGCCGAGAGUUGUGAGACAGGUAUACGCACUGACAUGCAAGAAUCUACAUUAUCAGAAGGUCUACAUGUUCAGAAGAUACCGGUUGCCUUGCCAAGCGACUAUAGCAUUGAAGUCGUACACCGAAUUUUAGAUGUCUGCUCUUACAACAAUUAUUCGGAGCUGCCUGACUUCGAGUGGUACGUUGACGUUCUCGUCCAAUUAGUCAAGCUGCUUCCUCCAAGCGUUGAAGAGCUUCCUACCCAGUGCAAUUCAUGUCAGGAUCCUGAGUACUACAAAAACUGUGUUGCUUUUCGUAUCGGCUCAGAAAUACGCAAUAUCGCUGUCCGCGUUAGGGGCGUUAGAAUGGAGGCGACCAGAGCUGCAGAGACUCUGAUCCUAGUUGAUAACAAGCAGGGUCCGUCUCUUCUUAUCUCCAAACAAAUGAAUGACAUCUUAGGGCCUCUUGCCUGGGUCACUGGUGAAUUUGCAGAGCAUCUUGCAUAUCCUGGCCAAACCCUUCAAUCACUGGUCGAUAUGUCGAACGUGGCGUUAUCAGCGAGAACGCUGUCCCUUUAUAUACAGGCUAUUCCCAAAAUCCUGGCCUAUAUCGCUUGUGCUGGAGGCAAAGCGUGGGACUCUUCAAAGAACAGUGAAAUGACCCUCUUACUAGGUCGAAUCAUCGAAUUUCUUGAUGUUUUGGCUGCCCACCCAGACUUGGACGUGCAAGAAAGGGCCAUCGAAUUUUUGGAGGUCAUGCGCUUAGCAGCAGAUGCCGUCCAGGCAGAAACUCUAGAACUGGGUCCGGCACCAUCCUUGCUGUCAUCUAUGGUUCCCAGCUUGUUCCUUGGACUAGAACUCAACCCGGUCGCUACCAACGCCCAGAGGAAGGUUCCUUUGCCAGAUCAGCUUUCUCUAACACGGGAGUUCAACAAGGAACUGUAUGGGCUUUUCCAUAACCCAGCCAAGUGGCUUCCGGAGCCAGCAGGCCAACUACCAUCUCAGAUGUUUUAUCACGUUAAGGAAACUUCAGUGCUAGAUAAGCAGCCUGUUGAAUUUGUACCUCUGGAUUUGCAACUUAAUCCAACAUACCAGGACCUCUCCAGUGGCUUGGGCGAUGACACUGCUGCUUUUAAACGGAGAGAGGAACGGAAAGAACGUAACAGGGAUGAUCCAUUUUAUAUUGCUGCUGAAGAUGAAUUAUCUUCUGGCACAUUGACACCAUUUCACCAAGCUCUUAAUACUUCAAACGGUAGUGGGCUGGAUAUUGACUCUAUUCCCAUAGUUGAUCUCAAGUUAAGCGGCGCCGGAAGCCAUCGCACUUUGGCGUCUAUAUCGCGCGAUAACCGACAAGGUGGUUCACGCCCUAAAAAGUACGAGAUUGCACCUGAUGAGAUGAUCGGACAAGAAGAUUCACCCCAUCUUAACCCCAAUGAUGAACCAAGUAAAGCCAAACGAUCUCUUCUACAGGUCGACUCGAGUGGCCUCGAGCAUUUAUCCUUGGAUGGCAGGGGCAGCCCCUUGGUAGAUACCACAGUUCCUACGAUGGUGGCCGGGCAUGAUGCAGAAAUGGCUAUGGCUGUGCAGGAAGUGGAAAAGCUGCGGCUAGAGAUGCAAAGAGCGUCGGAACGUGUUCAUCCGAAUGGCAUCCCUGCAGAAGGGACGCUGGAAGCUGCCCUGCUGAAGCCUAAAGAUGCAUUGUCGGUGGACAACACUCAGCAAACGUUACUUCCAUCUGUGGUACCAAAGAGAAAGAAGAAAGCAAAAAAACAAACCAAUGUUGACUCGGGUAGCGCAGUCUAA